AUGCGUCGCUUUGAGAGGAUCUACGACGUCGUUGAGCCCGUCGAGGAUCACAAGGCUGGCGGCUAUCACCCUGUACAUCUGGGAAAUCUGUUUAAUGAGAGGGACAACAGGCUGCAGAGAGAUGUCACCUUGAAAAUCCUCAAAGCUACUACCUCGGAGAAGAGCAAAGAGCUCUCCGUUCUUACUCAAUUGUCGCAGCUGGGAAUACCUCAUCCCGGCAAGGAACAUGUUCUUUCCCUUCUCGGCCAUUUUGAACAUAAAGGUCCGAACGGUUUACACCUUUGUCUUGUGUUCCCUCCAAUGAUGUCUGACGGCGAGGCAAUGACAUAUCGUAAGAAGGCUCGAAAUGUCAUGUUUGUGCGGAACAUAUCCACACAGAUCAUUAUUGGCUUGGAAUUUCUUCAUGAAAUGAAUAUCAUUCAUAGUGAUCUGCACCCCGCGAACAUACUUUUAAAUACGAACCAGGCCAAGUUUCAGAACCUUCUUACGCCACCAGAGUUUAGUCCCCGACCCUACGGUAUGCUAGAUACUGCCGAUACUUCAUCGUUGAUGGUCAAGAUUGGUGAUCUUGGCGGAGCCUUUCAAUCGAAUGAUAAGAACUCCCGUCCUGUGACUCCAUUAGGGAUGAAAGCCCCUGAACUGCUUGAUGGGCGAUCAUUGGAUAAUAAGAUUGAUAUUUGGGCACUAGGUUGCUUAAUAUUCCAGCUUGCUACAAAUGAGCCUCUCUUUCCUGUGAUGGCGUUCGGAUGUACCACUGAAGAAUGUCGCGCAAUUUUGAAGGAUCUCAUCGCUCAGAUCAUUGGAAAUGGCUAUGACGGCUUUGCCGUCCACGUUGGGGAAAGACUGCGAUCUGAUUUUGAUGCAGAAACCACGGGACUAUUUGCUUCGUUUCUCUGGUCAAUGCUUCAACGGGAUCCGCAGUCCCGAUCCUCUGCCAGUGAACUUCUGAGGCAUCCAUUUAUGCAUCGUUGA
Molecule: messenger RNA, 972 nt
Organism: Penicillium concentricum
Lineage: Eukaryota; Fungi; Ascomycota; Eurotiomycetes; Eurotiales; Aspergillaceae
Exons: 7
Coding region: 1-972 (323 amino acids)
Biological process (GO): regulation of mRNA processing; spliceosomal complex assembly; protein phosphorylation
Molecular function (GO): protein kinase activity; ATP binding
Source: RefSeq, a predicted model, not a curated record